Messenger RNA from Ambispora gerdemannii, 654 nucleotides. NCBI's taxonomy places the organism in Eukaryota, Fungi, Glomeromycota, Glomeromycetes, Archaeosporales, Ambisporaceae. The record is from the annotation of a GenBank genome assembly.
AUGGGAGGAGCACAAAGUGCAGAUAAAGGACAUGGUUAUCACGUAUUAAGAGUUCAAGAGAACUCACCGGCGCAUUUGGCAGGCAUAGAGCCUUUUUUUGAUUAUAUUGUUGGAAUAAAUGGAAUACCCUUGGAUACACCCGAAAGUCGAGUACUACAAGAUCAAUUACUAGCAAAUGUGGAUAAAGAAGCCGCUACCAAUGAACACGUAUGGCAUAUAUUACAAGUAGCACCUAAAAGUCCAGCAGAACUGGCGGGUUUGAUGUCUUUUACUGAUUAUAUCAUUGGUACGCCGCAUGCAACAUUACAUAGCGAAGAUGAUUUUUAUGAGAUUGUUGAAUCCUACAUAGGGCAUCCUAUACGUCUUUAUGUAUAUAAUUCGGACUUUGAUGCCUGUCGAGAGGUCAUAAUAACACCAAAUAAUGCAUGGGGAGGAGAGGGUGUAUUGGGUUGUGGCGUUGGCUAUGGGUAUUUGCAUAGAAUACCAAAAACCAACAAAUAUCGCAAUAGUCAACUUACAUAUCCAUAUCAAGGGGAUUUAAAGCAACAACCACAACAAUUAAAUGAUCAAUCAUUAUUACCAGUCGAGAAAUCUCAUCCAUCACUUAACAAUAGUGAUGUUGCUACUAUCACGACCACCGUUGCUCCACUUUAG